AUGUUUCAACAGCAAGACCGAGAACAAUUUGGAAGGCAAUUCACAGAACUUGUGGUUCGCCAUCGUCAAAAUAUUCGACAAUAUGAGAAGAUGAUUGAAGAAUUUAAAACAUUAUAUGACACACUCAUUUACAUACCGCAAAAAUUACAACAUCACUCUAUGCUUCCGAUAGGGUCUCACGGAUUAGCUUUCAUGCCUGGGCAAUUAAUCCAAACCAAUGAAGUCACUGUUGCUCUCGGAGAAAAUUAUUUUAUUAAAACUUCAGCUCAUCAUGCAAGACAGAUUUUAAAAAGACGUAUAGAAAGAGUAUUGAAUGCUUUGGAAAAUGAGAGAAAAUUAUUGCAUGGUGUUUAUGAAGGAAUGGGACUUGGAAAACAUUCUCAUGUUUUAAAGCCUAAACAAGAAAAAUUAGAUUUGAGGGAUGUGUCCGAAGCUGAGAAAAUUGAACAAAUGAUUCGAGAAAUGGAAAGCCAAAUACCUGAUGAAUUGAAAGAUCUAAGAGAAUUAGAAGAAUCAGAGGAAAUGGUAUUCGAAUAUAAUUCACGAAAGAAAGAUAGAGAUGAAUUGCACUAUAGACGAAAAACAACUCCAAAAGAUGAAGAGGAUUUAGAGAAAAUAUUGAAUGAAUUAGAACGAGAAGAAAUGAUGGAAAACAAAAUGAAAAACAUCAAUUUACAUGACGAUGAAGAAGAAAAGGAAGAAUUACAGUCUAAGCAAACUCACUCAUUUGGAGAGGAAGAUAAAAAGUUACAACAAGAUAUUCUGAAAUAUUUCCACAGAACGAAAGGGGCAAGCACUGAAGCAACAACGAAGCAACAACUAAAACCAUCACAGAGUACGCCCUCGUCAAUGAAACCAUCUUCAGGUGCCAGCUCUUUCAACAUCAUGGAGAGAGAGGUCGUGGGAUUUGGAUCUCCAAAAUCAAUGAUUGCGUCCUCUAGUAGCUCCUCACAAGAUCAAGCCCCUAAAAAGGUUUCUAAAUUCAAGCAGCAACGCAUGAUGGAGAAUAAAUAA
Messenger RNA from Naegleria fowleri, 1014 nucleotides. RefSeq lists its product as uncharacterized. The transcript has a single exon. Gene Ontology annotation, molecular function: chromatin binding; transcription corepressor activity; phosphatase inhibitor activity. The record is from RefSeq and is a predicted model, not a curated record. Gene Ontology annotation, biological process: negative regulation of phosphatase activity; negative regulation of transcription by RNA polymerase II. Lineage: Eukaryota; Heterolobosea; Eutetramitea; Acrasida; Naegleriidae. Bases 1 to 1014 code for a protein of 337 amino acids.